AGCCGGGAGCUAGCCGGAGCUGCCGCGGGGUUUGGCCGCACGGAGAGGUUGGGGGACUCCGGGCCGCUGAGGGAGCGGGAGGGCCGCCCGGGCCUCCGCGGAGACGAUGGCGAAGGAAGAAGGGUCAGCUGUAGAACCCCGCCAAAGGAAAAAGUCGAAGACAUCAGGAAGUCAGGAAGCCAAAGCAGAGAAGGCCCGUAGAACCCCAGCCCCUCAAAGAGCUUCAAAAUAUGUAUCAUUUCAACGUUUUGCAAAGAUUUUCAUUGGCUGUCUUGCAGCAGUUAUUAGUGGUAUGAUGCAUGUUUUCUACUUAUCAGCUUACCAUGAACGGAAAUUCUGGUUUUCCAACAGGCAGGAACUUGAACGAGAAAUCACAUUUCAGGGUGACAGUGCUAUUUAUUACUCCUAUUAUAAAGACAUGUUAAAGGCGCCUUCAUUUGAAAGAGGUGUGUACGAGCUGACCCACAAUAACAAGACCAUCUCCCUGAAGACCAUCAACGCCGUGCAGCAGCUAUCCCUGUACCCAGAGCUCAUUGCCAGUGCUCUCUACCAAGCGACCGGCAGCAGUGAAAUUAUUGAACCAGUGUAUUUCUACAUUGGCAUUGUUUUUGGAUUACAAGGAAUAUAUGUUACAGCUUUAUUUGUUACAAGUUGGCUUAUGAGUGGCACAUGGCUAGCAGGAAUGCUUACUGUUGCAUGGUUCCUGAUUAACAGGGUAGAUACAACAAAGAUCGAAUACUCCAUUCCUUUAAGAGAAAACUGGGCUCUGCCGUACUUUGCAUGCCAAGUUGCUGCACUUACAGGCUAUUUAAAAAGAAACUUAAAUACCUAUGCAGAGAGGUUUUGCUACUUGCUGAUGAGUGCCUCGACGUACACCUUCAUGAUGAUGUGGGAGCACAGCCACUACAUCCUGUUUCUUCAAGCAGUCUCUCUGCUGCUGCUGGACAUCUUCUCAGUGGCGCAAGGUGAUAAGGUUUAUGAAGUGUUUAAGAUCUACAUAUUUUCUCUCUUCCUUGGCUAUUUGCUACAGUUUGAGAAUCCAGCUUUAUUGGUGUCUCCUUUAUUAAGUUUAGUGGGAACAUUUAUGCUUGUUAAGUGCCUUCAGCUGGAUUGGAAAAAAGGAUCUUUUGUGGCUAAAAUAAUGAAAGUGUUUGAAUUUUAUUUGUUAUGUACUGUGCCAGUGACCUUGAAUUUUAUAGUGAAGAUGUUUGUCCCACACAAAGAAAAUGAGCAUGUGAUGAAAUUUCUUGAAGUAAAAUUUGGACUAAAUGCGACUAAGAAUUUUACGUUGAACUGGCUCCUUUGUCAAGAAUCUCUCCAGGCACCAUCUCAGGAUUUUUUUUUACGAUUGACACAAUCUUCCUUAUUACCAUUCUAUAUUUUAGUGUUAAUCAUUUGUCUUCUUUCUAUGACACAAGUUAUUUUUAGGAGGAUGUGUGGUAAAUCUCAGAAAGAAACUGCAACUCUUGAAGAUGGAAGAAUUGGAGAAAGGCCAGAAAUAAUUUAUCAUGUAAUUCAUACUCUUGUACUGGGUUCUCUUGCGAUGCUUAUGGAAGGCUUGAAAUUCAUCUGGACUCCUUAUGUGUGCAUGUUGGCAGCAUUUGGUGUCUGCUCCCCUGAACUUUGGAUGACACUUUUAAAGUGGCUUCGGUUAAGAACUGUACACCCAAUAUUGUUGGCUCUUAUUCUAAGCAUGGCUGUGCCCACUAUUAUAGGUCUUAGUUUGUGGAAAGAGUUUUUUCCACGAUUAAUUACAGAAUUAACAGAACUACAAGAAUUCUAUGAUCCAGAUACAGUGGAACUUAUGGCCUGGAUAAAGAGGCAAGCUCCAGUUGCAGCUGUGUUCGCAGGAAGCCCACAGUUAAUGGGUGUGAUUAAGCUGUGUACCGGGUGGAUGGUGGCAAGCUUGCCACUUUAUAGCGAUGAUGAUCUUCUCAAGAGAAAUGAAAACAUUUACCAAAUCUAUUCAAAGCGAUCUGCUGAGGACAUUUAUAAGAUACUGACAUCCUAUAAAGCUAACUACCUAAUUGUAGAAGAUGCCAUCUGCAAUGAGAUGGGAACCAUGAGAGGCUGCAGGGUUAAGGAUUUAUUAGAUGUUGCAAAUGGACAUGUGGUUUGUGAAGAAGGUGACAAGUUAACCUAUUCAAAAUAUGGACGAUUUUGUCAUGAGGUCAAAAUUAACUACUCUCCAUAUGUGAAUUACUUCACUAGAGUGUACUGGAACAGAUCCUACUUUGUGUAUAAAGUCAACACUGUGAUAUCCUUCCAAUCUUGAAAAAUAACAGAGCCUUCAUUUCAAAGACAUAUUACUUGAAGUAAAAUGCAGUUUUCUUGGA
Messenger RNA from Psammomys obesus (fat sand rat), 2336 nucleotides. It is a transcript of the gene Dpy19l4, whose product is annotated as dpy-19 like 4. The record is from RefSeq and is a predicted model, not a curated record. Gene Ontology annotation, molecular function: mannosyltransferase activity. NCBI's taxonomy places the organism in Eukaryota, Metazoa, Chordata, Mammalia, Rodentia, Muridae. The transcript has 19 exons. Gene Ontology annotation, cellular component: nuclear inner membrane. The coding region runs from base 107 to 2275 and encodes 722 amino acids.